AGUGAUUUGUCUGAUUGGUAAUUGACAGCUCAGUCGCAGAGCAGUUUACGUAAGAAGUGUUGAUGUUUUUUGGUGCGCCAGACACAUUAUAUGAAAAAGAAGAUUAAAUUCAAAAGACUAAGAACAUAAGUUGAGUUUACGUCUUAAAUACUGAAGAUACACACCUUGUGUUAGCUGUCAGAAAAAUAACCAAGAGCAAAAAUGAGUGAAGUGGCCAUUGUGGCCGCGCGGGCCUCGGUCAUGGUGUACGAUGACGCCAAUAAGAAGUGGGUUCCAAGUGGGUCGACGCAGGGCCUGUCCAAGGUUCAGAUCUAUCAACAUUCCGUAAACAACACUUUCAGAGUAGUUGGCAGAAAGUUACAAGAUCACGAGGUUGUUAUAAACUGUGCUGUUCUAAAAGGAUUAAAGUACAAUCAGGCCACGCCCACUUUUCAUCAAUGGCGGGACAGCCGACAAGUUUAUGGAUUAAAUUUUGCUAGUAAGGAAGAAGCGGAAAAUUUUGCUCAUGCCAUGCUAACAGCAUUAGAAACAUUGAACAGUACUUACCGACCGACAGCGCCUGUGGCACCCAACCCACCCACACUGAUGCAAUCUCAAGGCCACAGCCAGGCAUAUGUGGACGGAUCACAAGACAUCGAAAACGAAAGGAAGGCCUUACUGAUGGAGUGGAGAAAAAUACACAGAGAAGAUAAUCAGAUCCACAAAAGACAGCACUCUGGUGGUGGAGGGCCCAUCAUGCGAGAGUCACUUCCCAUGCAGCGUGAUUCUGCACCAAUUCAUCCUCCUACUCCACAGGGACCCCCAGCCCCUCCGGCCCCCCCAGCCGCUCCCCCGGCCCCACCGGCACCACCCGCUGCUGCUCCUACUCCACCUGCACCACCAGCACCAGCCCCCCCAGCUCCACCGGCUGGUGGGCCACCUCCUGCACCACCUCCGGCCCCAGCCCCUGGAGUGGGAGGUCCUCCCCCACCACCUCCCCCUGUGUCCGCAGCUAGUGGAACCAAUGCUAGUGGUCUGGCGUCAGCUCUACAGAAUGCAAAAUUGAAGAAAGUUACCAAGAGCGAUGAACCGGCAGACACGAGUGCUAACACUGGGACAAUUGGUCGUAGUACUGGCGGUGGUAUGGGAGACAUGCUGUCGGAGAUGCAGAAAAAGUUAGCAGAGAGAAAGGCCAAAACUCAAAACAAGCCACCAGUAGGAGGAGUUGUAGACCAGGGUAUGCCACCACCAGCGCCGGUACCUGAGCGAAAACCCUGGGAGAAACCGAAUGCACCAAGCCAGAUUAAUGGAGCUGAGUCGCCAAGGACCAUCAGAAAACGGAAUGCAUCUCUGACAGGUCAGGAGAAUCUAAGCACUCUGAAUGGGUCGACGGGCGAUCUAGAACAACUGAAGCAGGAAAUACUCUCUGAAAUGAGGAGAGAAAUGCACAACAUGAAAUUGGACAUCAUAGAGGCUGUACGACAAGAGUUGAGUAGUCAUAGAUAAAGUUGUCGGUAAGGCAAGCUGGUUUUGCUCAACACUGAACGAGUGUCUCUGCCAUCUUGAACAUCAUCUUGUACUGGUGAUUUUCCACGAAAAAAAUAAUCUUCCAUACCAAAUCCUUGAGUCAUAAUGAUCGACGACACUUAGCAUCUUCAUGGUGCAUCGCUGGACCAAAAUGGACUUCAUUUAUCAAGUCAUUAUUAACCCUCUCAUCCCUGCAAUCUGCAUUAUCACUGAACGAGAUUUGACAAUAGAUCUUCCGAGGUGAUGCUACCGAGGGUGAAAGGGUUAAGUUGCUUUCUGCUUGGCUUGGGGUUUUUUGGGUACCCGUUUAGGGAAAAGUGAUUUUUUUUUGCAUAGCAUAUUUUUUUUGCUUGCCAUCUUCUGUAACAAACAAUGAUGAUUGUAUGAUAAUCUGACCACAGAAAUGAAGCUAGAAAGUGAUUUUUACUGCAUGCUCUGUGUCUGUCUGUAGAGAGAAAAGAAAUACUUAGAGUGGAAAUGACUUUGUAUGUGUUUCAAAGAAAAGUAAGAAAAGUAUUUUAUUUGUCACUGAUUUGCUACAACGUGCUAUGUGGCAAACCCAUAUAAAUUGACUAGCAUCAGUUUGUGUAUAUAGGCAUUUUUAUAUAACCAGCAGGUCAUAUUUGGUCAUCCUGAAUAUUUUAGUUUUCAACUGUUGUGAAGUAGUUAAUUUAAAUGUCCUAACAUUAUUAGUAUUAAUUAUUUUAUUUUUUUUAAAUUUUUAAAUUAAUGUGGUAUAUCACUAUGCAGAUAUAUUUUGAAGCAUCGAGAAAGUUUGACAAAAAAUAUUGGGCAAAAUUUACUAAGCCUGUUUUUGACUUACGUGCAUCUAACUACAUGUAUUCACAAUGCUUAAAUGCCUGCAUUUUAAAAAAACAAGCUUCAUAAAUUUGGCCCAAUAUGUAUUGAUUAUGCCAGUGUUAUGUAAUUUAGAAAGCUAGAGUAAGUAAUACAUCUUAUUUAUUCAAAAUUUAUUCAGUUCCAAGUACUGAAUGUUUCAGUUGUAUUAUAAAUACAUACAUGUAUUGAAGUAUAUGUACAUGCUUUUGUUCUAAUACUUGGACAUUGUCAUUCAUUUUAGACUGGAAUAAUUUUCAAUCACUGUAAAACAUUCUUUACUGCUGGUAUGUAGACAAUAUUACAAGUGAUAAAAAAAAUCUACCCAGGAUGAGUCUGUGCCGUUUCACAUAUAUUACUAACAUAGUGUUAUAUUCUGUUAUAUUCUGUAUUUGAAGUACAAUAAUAUGGGAGGGGGUGGGUCAGUUGUUGAUUCAUUGAAAUGAUUCGUUUGCUUUCAUACUCUUUUGCUUUUUCUGUACAUGUAAAUUCUACUUAUAGAUACAUCUCCACUGUACUCAAAAUGUCUUUUUUGUGAGAACGACUAUAUAAAAAAACUACUGGUAAACAACGUUAUCCAAUGCGAUAAAAUUCUGCAGGUCCUAAACAUUUCAGCAUGUAAAUAGACAUUAUCAUUCAGUUAUUUUGGUAUUCAGAGACUUCUUGUAUUCAGGCUUUACCAUAUUGUUUGGGACUUGAAACAAUUUUGUUAGGAUAAUUCCGUACUGAAUGUUGUUCCUACUAUGAUCAGUUAAAUAUUUUAAGUAUGGUAACAGAAGUAGGUCACUAAAAGAUGGUCUCCUACAGUCCAUCUUAAUUUAUUCUGGCAAUGUCUAAAUUUAUAUUUGUAUCAGACUUUGUUUUUGUUAUUAAUUUUUCCCUUUGGAACUUUUGUUUUUGUUCUAUACAUGAAGUCUUACAUGUACUUGUACACACUGUUAAAUAGGAUGAAACAUUUCUAAGUAUGAUGAAACUUGUUUGUUAAACACUGCUUAAAAACCACAGAAAUCUGUUGACAUAUCUGAGGGGUUUUUUUGGAGGUUAUAGUGUUUACCAGUAAUUUUGUAGUUAAAUUUUCUUGUCUUAAUCUGUCUGUUUUGCUCAUAUUGUUCUAAUGUAUUAUAAACUUACUUUACACUUCUUCCUUUUUAUCUUUUCAUCAUCUUUAUCUUACCGUUUUGUAUAUGUUAUUUUUUUAAAGUUGUAUUUCUGAUUUUCAUCAGUUUUGCUUGCUUGUUGGAAAGAUAUGAGUCAUCCGACUAAAUAUUAAAAUAAGCUAGCUUCAUAUUCAAAAGUAUAAACAUUACCUGUACCAGUAUCUCAUUAAUAAUGUGCAAUUAAAUUUUUUAUUAUAUCUUUAUGUAUAGCAUUUUUUGUCCCCUUUUUGUCUCACUUUUACAGUGUAAAAAAGUGAGAUACAGGUAUUACUUUUCCAACAGUGACGUACAGUGUAACGUUAAGGUUUUGCAUUUAGAUCAGUUUCUCACAAAGUGUGAGCUCUAGGUCAGUAAAACCUGGUUUAUAGUUGCAUCUAUGGAUGUUCAUCACAGUGCACUGGAAACGUUUAUUGUAGGUGAGACAUGUAAUUCUGCUGAAUUUAUGUUUAGAAAAUGCUUUGUAUAUCACGUUUAAUAAUUCUGCAGAUACCUAAAUAAUGGAAGUCAACUAGUAGUGAGUAUUACCUGUUAUAUCAUUAACAAGUGAUAUUGUGUCAGUAUCAUCCAUAUAGGGGAUAAAAAAACAAUUCCCCUUUUUAAUACAAAAAAAUUGAUUUUUUUUUUUUAAAUGCUGUUACUUGUAAUGUUAAGUAAAUAAAUGAUGAAGUUUGGAGUUUAAAAAGUUAUUCUUUUAAAAUCAGAAAAUAAGCAAUUGAGUAAUAUUGUCACUAGACAAAUUGUCAAUAAUUACAUGAAAAUGACCAGUAAAAUAAGUUUAAAAAAUAAAUUCUGGUUAUGCAAAAAUAGUUUUUGUAGCAUAAAUAUUUGUAUUAAAUUUUAAAGGACUAUAAUUCACUUUUGAUUGCUUGCUCUGCUGUUGCUAGAACAUGUGUACACUGGGACAAGUAAAUAUACUAAAACAAAACAAUUUUUUUUUAGCAAAUUGAUACUGCAUUGUACUUUAACACCCAAGCUACAUUCAGUGAUGUGACAGUCACACAUUUCAUUUUCUGUUGAAAAUCUCCUGUUACUUCUACUGACAAACAACAAAUCAAUUAAAUCCAGUGUCUGAUUUCGCUUUGAAAGUCACAAGUUUUCAUUUUAUUUAAGCUUAUUUACCAAAUUGCUAAACUUAUGUCUUGAUAUUCAUUUGACAUGAACAUAAACAGAUUCCAAAAUAAACAGAGUAAGUCUGAAAUAUGUAUGUGCCAUAUGUGUGUUACAACUUACAUGUAACAAAAUGUUUAAUUUUAAAGUUUUUCUAAUUAAAAAUACUUUUUGUGGUGUUUAUUUUAGAAACAUUUAUAAAGUUUGUCUCUCCUUUAUUAUUUUUAAAUUUUUUUGUGGGGGGGGGGAUUUGGGAAUGCUGUUUUAUUCUGCUGAACAAACGAUAGAUUUGUAUGUGAGAUUAUUGUGAAGGGUUUAUAUGUAUAUAUAAACAUUCAUUUACAGCAUUAUAAUGGGUAAACUUUACUGUCUGCUUUCUGAAAUGUUUUUUGUUUUGAAUAUAUAGAUAUAUAUUAGUCUAAACAUCGAAUAUAACAAGAUUUAUGUUUCAGGAUGUUAUAAUUGUGUUUCAUAUGAUAUUUGUUUCAGUAAUAUAUGCUAAAUAUAUUGUCAUCUGUUUCAAAUUUGAAGCUACAAAAAAGUAAAUGUGGCAAGAAAAUAGGUUUUGUGAAUAUACAGCUCAAAAUAAUAUUUCCGUGUUUAUGUCAUCAAUAAUUUAAUCUUUUCAAUUGGCUAGGCUGUUAAUACAUUUUUGCACACAUUUUGUCACAUCCUUCUUUGAAAUUACCUUUAUAUUUGAACUUUCAUUCAUUAAUAAAACUCCCAUAAGGACUAUUGUUGGGAAUAAAUAAAAAUUAGAUGCUUAUAUUUCAUUAUUCAGUGCAACCCUCAAAACCGGAUGUUUUUCACGGACCCUUUUUAAAUAUUAGUACAAACAAGAAUAUCUCUAAACCAGAUACACCUUAAAACAGGACUUUUCACAUGGGUGUCCGGUUAGAAGGAUUUCACUGUGCAUCUAAUACUGGUAACUAUAGAUAUCGGUAUGUGACCUAAUUUCUUAUAUGUUACUAAUACUAAUAAAAGGAUGUAAGUUGUAACAUAAUUGAACCUCAUUGUCAUAUCGUCGCCAAUUAUGGCAAGUGGUGUUGGAGAACAUAAUAUUAAUAUGUUACUUACUAUCAGUUAGUUACACCAUCACACAAUCUCAGUUUUAACAUGGAUAGCACUGAUUGUAUUGGGAAAAUCUCACGGAAGAUCUCAAAAUAUUUCUUGGUAUAUUUGGAUUUGUAUGGUUUCAUGCUUUAGGCAUUGAACAUGCUAAGAUUAUUAUUAUUUUUUUUUUUUAAUAUAGUGUGUUUAAGUAUUAAUGUUAAUUUAAAAUAUUGUUGUUCUUUAACAGGGAAAUUUCGAUUAGCAAUGGUUUGCUAGUCAGUGUGAAAAUUGAUCAGCAGCUGCUAUUUAGGAAUUUGUGUAAUGAUCUCUGACAUUUGCAUAGUGAAUUGCAAAGUGAUACUAAACAAAAUAUUUUCUGCCUUAGUGGUUUAAAUACUUUCAGAAUCAAAAUGAUAUCAUUUCCCCCUCAAUUAAAAAUGGAUAUUUUGAAAGUUGUAGUAUGUACUUGUUACCCUUGGAUUCUGAACAUGCUACAUGUAGUUAUAAACAAAAAAGCUUGCCGAGUAUUUUUUGUUUGUUUUUUUAUACUGAGAGAAAUAUGCCAAAGAUGUACAUUAAAAUUAUUAAUCUAACCCAGUGCUAAAAUAAAAUAUGAUUUAGAUUUUACUUACCACUGAAUAGAUUAUUUUUGCUUUGAUGUUUACAGUAAAAGUUGUAACUUGUAGUUUAUACAGUCAGGUGUAGCAGCAUUGUCCUUGUGUAUCUAUGCAAGUCAUUCAGUGUUGGUAAUUAAACAGAUAAAUGUAUAUAAUAAUGAAGGGCAAGCAACAUUACUUUUCUUCUUCAGUAUGUCCAGAAGGUUAUAAAACAUAUACACUUGGAUAUUUCAGUUCUCAUUUGUUUUCGUUAAACAUACUGUUGGUAAAAUAGCUUGGUCAAUCAGUUUCAACCACAAUAGCUUAGAAUAUUGUGUUUCAAAAACAAUAAACUGCUUUCCACAAUGCAGAAUGAAAUCUUAAGGAAAAAGCAAAAUGUAAUUUAUUCCAGGCAUUUUUUUAUUGUAAAAUCUUGGAAGUUAAAAAUUCUGCUACUUUAUUUCAUGGUUAGGUUGGAAAAGUGAAUAUUUUAAUAGAAUUUUGAAAGAUUCUUUUACUACAGUUUUCUAUUGUUCUAGUCUAAAAUAAUGAACAUAUUGUACAACUGGAUUUGCUGAUGUAGAAUUUUUAUUUUUUUUUAUUUUUAAUAUCAAGCAAAAUAGUAAUUAGUGAAUAGUUAGGGGACAGCUAUACUCUGGCAGAGGAAUGUUCAUAAUUUGCUGUAAGGUCUCAUAACUAAAGAAAUUCUCACUUUCUCACCCGGUAAAUCCAUUAUGCUUUAUAUAAUGUUUUUAUCUUUUAGAGUAGUUCUCUUUUUUGUUGGCAUAAUAUAAUAAUUUAAAGUUAUAAUAAUAACUGAAUGCCUAAUACAUUUUUUUUUAAUUGAUCUCUCUCUCUCUCUCUCUCUCUCUCUCUCUCUCUCUCUUUCUCUUCUAAUCAGUGCAAUGGUAUAGACUAUACAAUUAUUUGAAAAACAACUUCUAAUGUUUGGAAUUAUGUAUAUGUGUAUGUUAAAGGCAUUUUAUACCAGUGUAGUCACUUUUUAUAUAUUAUUAGCAUAAAGGCAGUGUAUUCAUGAAUUAUCAUACUACAAGUUCAGCUUGAACUUAUUUAAUGAUUUUAUACUUUGUGCAUCAGACAGUUAAUUAGGUCAAAGGUUUAGAUAUGGGAAUUUUAUCUAGAUUCUAGUUUCAUUUUGAACAAAGUUUGUGCUAAAACUGAAAGUAUAUUUUACUUUGCGAUUACAAAUUGUGCUACUGUGUUUUUUUGGAUAUGGUAAUAAUGCAUUUAUGGAUUUAAUGCUGCAUUGUGCCUCAAUUACCUGUAAGAUGUGUUGUCUUCCCCCAAAAAAACAUUUUCAGUUUCAAAAUUGUGCAAGGCAUUUUAUGUGCAUGGACAGAUUAAAUCAAAGUCUUGAAAAAUGUUCUGUCUGUCUGUUGACAGUGUAAAUAUGUGUAUAAAUAUUAUUUAACAGAAUUUAUUUAAUGUAGUACUGUUUCGCCCCUCAAGUUAAGCUGCUAGUGUCGCUUUAUCGCUCAAUUUUUUGUUUUUAUUUUAGCAACUAUAGUGAUUAUUACAUAACAUUCCCAUGAUGUCAUAGGCAGAGACUGGAUAUGAUUUUGGUUCCGGUAGAAUAGUUCUAUGAAGUUGUGUUAGACCUUGUGUGUGUGUGUGUGUGCGUGCAUGCAUGUUAUAAUUUCAUUUAAUAAUGUAUAUGUUGGUAGCUGUUUCAAGAUUGUGUCUUUUGAAUGUCCAUCGACUUUUUAUCUCUUCAAACAAAGUAAUGAAAUAGUAUGGCGAGUUUGUUGUUGCUUUGAUGUCCGUGGGUAUCAGCUUUGUCAUUGUUAGUGGGAUUUUGCAAGCUUAAUUAUGUUGGCUUGUAAAUUUGAAGAAUUCAGAUGUCAUUAUCUCUUUCUGAGAUUGACAGCCUUGUUUUGUCAUUUCUAGUCAAAGAAUGUAGAAUGUAUAGCAGUAUCUUUUUAAUGGCUUUUCUAUUAAAAGAGCAUUAAGGCCACAGUAUUGUUCUUUAUUGAGCCUGGGAGGCCAUACAAAUCAAAUGAUGUAGAGCUGUUCUUCUCAGCUUUUUGUUAGAUUUAGCAAAUUCUUUAUACAAGUACUUUUGACAAUUGUAUUCGACUUAAAGUUUUACACUGAUUUAAGACGUGAUAUUUUACUAAGAAUGUGAACAAUGGGAUAUAACUUUAAAGAGACUGUCCUGAGGUUGCUGCCAUUGUAAGGUGCACCUGAUUAAAAUAGCAUUUUUAACCAUUUAAAUCACUUAUUAAAUAUAUUGUCUUGUUUAGAAUGUCAGUGUUUGAAUCCCCAAUGUGUUUCUGGUCAUCCUAGCAUUUGUAGUAGAUCCAAUGUUUUCAUUUUACUUUGUAAUACAUAUUUUGUUUGUAACCUACAAAAGUAUUGGGAUGUAAAAUCCAGUUUGUACUACUUUAAACUUUAGGAUAACCAGAAAAAUUGUGUUUGUACACACUUAUAUUCUGAAUAAGAAAAUGUAUUUAAUACGUAAGUUUUGUUGUUAAAAAGGCUAUAUUAUUCGGAAAUGUGUUGCAAGAGCAGACACAUUUGGGGAUAAUCUUUUAAAAGUUUCUGGCUAUAGCUUUGUAGGGCUUAAAGAUGGUAGAGAAUAACUUUAAAAGUGUAAGAGUAUAAUACAGUAGUAACUCUUAAUACAAAUCAACAUAUGUAUGAUUACUUGAUAAUUAAGGUUUAUUUUUAAUAAUGUAAUGAGGGCAUGCAAAAAGAAUGCCUAAAGCUAUAGCCUUUUACGUUAAUCUGACCAUGAUCACAGCAUUGCGAGUCCAUAAUAUAUCUUUAUGUAGGAUUUUUCAAACAUGGUGCCAUUGAUGUUUGAUGGAUAUAGUCCGUCAACUGGUAGUUAAUUCCAUUCCGGAAUUGUAAAAAAAAAAUUGCCAUUUUUAGUUCAGAAAUGUAGAGUACAUUUAAUCAAUAGGCCAAGCUGUUUUUAUUAUUUUUAUGAGUAAUAAAACAGAAACAUCUGUUUGCUGAUUCAAAAUGUCAUACAUUUGUGUUGUGGACUAAGACAAGCUGUGUAUGAUUAUCAAUAUAUAUUUUGGCUACACAAAAAGCCUACAACUUCAUGUACUGGAUGUUUUUGUUUUUUGGGGGAUGUUGGAGGGUGUUUAUUUUAUUUUUAUUUUUAUUUUUUUAAUUAAUAAAUUGAUGAUUAAAACAUUUUCCUAGAUUGAAGAAAAAUACAUUGAUGUUUAUUUUUUGAUAGAUCCAAAAACAGUUCAGUAAUAAAUGUCUGGACAGUUGUGAUAAUAUUUAUUUGAUUAGACUGAAAGAACAGGUAACUUGUAACAUGAUGAGUGAUUGAAAUAAAUCCAGUGUUUCCUCUGCUGACUGUUGUUACUUGUGGUAUGCAGGUCUUAACAUACUUGAGUCCUGGACGGAGGAGCCGGCCGAGUUUGACACCUGUGCCCAGGACAGGCGUGUGCUACAACAGCUUGUUCUGAAUGUGCAUGUUAAACACACUGACCUGACCUGACGUACUUGAAUGUGGCAUUAGAUUUCAUAAUACAGCACAUUUUUAACAAUAGCAGGGCUUACUCUGCCACUCACCAAAUUCGCCAAUUGCAAAGUUUAUUUUAAUUUGGCAAAAACAAAAUGUGUAAUAAUUAAUAUUUUGUUGAAAAAUAGCUAUAGGUUUUGCAUUUUUGAAAUAAUUUGGCGAAUUUUCUGAUUACCCAGAGCUAGCCCUGAAUAAGUAGAAUGAAAAUGUUUUUGUUUAUACCAGUACAAAUGUCAAGUCAAAUGAAAUAUUUCGAGUAUUAACCAUUUUAACGACAAGUCUUAGUUUUUCCAUUAUUAUUUUUCUUUCUUUCUUUUUUUUUACAUUUUAGUUGGAAAUUUUGUUAGUGUUGCAACAAUAUGUAAAAAUAGUAUGAAUUGAAGUAAGUUGAUAUAUUUGUGUAUUAAAUAAUCUAUCUAAAGAACAUUUUAAUAUGUUUUUACUACUUGUUAUCCCUGUUAAAACAUGGGGUUUUGGUUUGCCGUCUCUAGUGUAAUAAACUGAAACUACUCGCCAAAAAAGAUCAAAUUAAUAGUAAUUUACAUUGUACCAAUUAGAUUUACCAUUAGAGGCUGAUGUUUAUCAAGAGUUUUUGAUGUCAUUUUCCAGCCUAUUUUCUUGUUGGGGGGGGGGGGUUGGGGGAGGGGAGGGAGGGGGGCUGAAAAUGUUUUAUGAAUAAAUGUAUUCACUUGUAUAUGUGUGUUUGAAUGUACAGAUUGUAUUUUGCUUAUUUAAUACAUUGCUUUGUUUUUUUUAAAGUGCUUGUUGAUAAUAUUUUUGCUUUAUUUUUGUUUAUAUUGUGUUUAUAUACUUUGCACUGAAAAAUCAUUUUGUGCUGCUGGAUAUUUUUUAAAUGUAAUUGCUGUUUAAAAUGUUACUUUGUCAUUUAUUAAACACUGAAAACUCCAGACUAACAUAUAAUGAUUGAAGCUUGUUAUUAUUUUUUGAAAAGUGUUAUAGUAUAUAGGUAGUAUCUAUUCAGAACUAUGUGUAUAACAGUAACUAUUGAAGUUUUAACAAAUCCAGGAACAUUGGUUUGAAUGUAUGUAAUGUUCAAUUCGUGAAACUUACUAAACCACCAAUACACAUGUAUUACGUACUUCAUUGAAAUGGAAUUUUAUUUUAAUGACAUAAUACCACACUGUUUAAUUAACAGAUUUUAAAUGUUAGUCAUGUGACAACUGCAGUGUUGUUGUUAUUUUUGGUUUUUUAUUUCUUUCACAAGACAACAUUUAAGUCUUCAAGGUGUCAGCUUGAGAAAAAUGGUGUUUCCGUUCAAUUUGAGAGUUUAAUAAUUUUGUAAAACCCUUCAAGUGUGAUCUCAAGUAAAAUAGAAAAAACUAAUACAUCCGUCAAGUAUGGUUAUAUUUAAAUUCCUGCAUACAGGACAGUACAUACCAUGGCCUUUGAUACACUAGUACCACUUGUAUAUAACGUUCUUUCAACAGGUCUGUAGAAAUUUGGGUGGAUGCAACAGCAUGCUUCAUAACCAACUUGAUUUAGUGGGGGGGUGCGUGCGUGCGUGCAUGUGUGUUAAUCUUUAAAACAGCCAAAAAAAUGUUGCCUAAAACAUUACUAUUUUGUUCUGCAGCUUCUUGGAAAUUACCUUUGAGACAAUCUAAAAAUAAAAGUUUUGGGGGUUUUGUUUUGCAGUUUUACAUAUUAACAUUCCAUUUCUUUGUGGAAGUAACAUUUUUUUAUAGCUAUAUCUGGAUAUGUAAGUUGUUCAAACUUCAAACAUUGUCAGUGAUGUGCUAUUGAAGAUCAAUAGAAGAGAUUUAGAGAUUUUUAUAGAACCAACUUUGUAAAAAGAAUUCUAGAUAUCAUUGUAUUGGGUGUGGGUAGGAGGUCGUAACCUUACAGCAUCAAGUCAAAUUGUGUGCAGCCAUGCACACCCAGUAUGCCGUAAUUACUAGUUGGCUGGAUUUUGUGUGUAGUAUCAAAGGGUGUGGUAUGUGCAGCCAUGCACACCCAGUAUGCCGUAAUUACUAGUUGGCUGGAUUUCGUGUGUAGUAUCAAAGGGUGUGGUAUGUGCAGCCAUGCACACCCAGUAUGCCGUAAUUACUAGUUGGCUGGAUUUCGUGUGUAGUAUCAAAGGGUGUGGUAUGUUUUUCUGUCGGUGGAAAAGUGAAUAUAAAAGAUCCUUUGCUGCUAAUAGAAAACAUUUGGCGGGUUUUCUCUUAAGAGUCUAUCAUAAUUCUAAAAAUGUUUGACAUCCAAUAGCCAAUGAUUAAUUAAUCAAUAUACUUUAAUGGUGUCAUUAAACAACAUUAAUUUAUUACUUCUAUGCUUGAGAGAAUCAAAACAACCACGUUAUAACAGUAAUCUGCAUUGAGCCAAAUGAGCAUGGUGUACAUUGCCCUCAGUCUAGCCAAUCAGGUGAUUGUUCAGUUUUGACAAUUACUUGACCAAACAUAAUGGUGUGUGUGUUAUUAUUAUGUAGUUAUUUUUACCAUCUCAGAUGUACAUAAAUCCGCACUGGAUUAGUGAUCUAUCUCCACCACAACCACCUCAUUCCUCUACAACAAAAUAUUCUAUUACCAGAGCUUGCAUAAAAUACAACUGGUUCACCUGUCCACUUCCUCUAUUCAUUCAGGUGAGAAUUACAUACACAUCAAACAUACACAACACGGGCGUAGGAAGGUGCCAAAAAGUGUAUAAAUAUAUGUAUAAACUAUCGCUGCUGCCACAAAGUGGGCGGCAUGUACCCCCUUGCCCUCCCCCUUCCUACGCCAGUGCAUGCACACAUUAUUUCCUUUCUGUGUUCCUCUCAUACCCAUGUAAUAAUUAAUGUCUGCAAUAGCCCUGGACAUUGAUAUAGUUCUUUGAUACAUACACCUUAAUUUUGAAGCUUUGUUUUAGUGAUCAAACAGAUGAUGAACAUCCUAGAAAUUGUUUCAAAUAAACAACUUUGUGAUUAAUUUUUUAAUAUUUGUUGUUGGGGUGGGGCGUAUGAUUAUGGUGAUGUAAACAUGUCGUACUCUUAGUUGUGUAUGUACAUAUAGAAAUGGAUUGUGCAAAUUACUUCACAAACGACUUGGUCAUAUGCAUUACAAUUAGUGCAGUUGGUUGUCUAUGUUUUCAAGUAACUGGAAGAUAUGAUUAUCUCUGAACAGUGUAUUGGUACAUUGUGCAAAGAAAAAGACAGUUGACUAUAAUAGAAUUUUUGUUUAGAUUUUAACCCGAUUGUGUUUACAAUAACAGCUGAUAAUACUACUGAAUAUGGUGCCAGCACACCAUUAUAAAGUUUACGUUUUUCCACAUGUACUAGGUGGUAUUGUACACCGAGAAGCGUCAUAAAUAUGAAAUAAAAUGUAGCCUUAUU
Gigantopelta aegis is the source of this 13089-nucleotide messenger RNA. RefSeq names its product protein enabled-like. The record is from RefSeq and is a predicted model, not a curated record. The coding region runs from base 202 to 1485 and encodes 427 amino acids. The transcript has 11 exons. NCBI's taxonomy places the organism in Eukaryota, Metazoa, Mollusca, Gastropoda, Neomphalida, Peltospiridae. Gene Ontology annotation, molecular function: SH3 domain binding.